AUGGCCGCCGUCUGCGCCGCCGGCAGCCCCCGACGUGAGGAGGCCCGGGCAUUGGAUCGGGAUGAUCCACUCAACUUCACGCGUGCGGAAUUCGUAGUCCCGACGAAAGCCGAUCUGGCAAGUACACGACUGCAAGUCAAAGACCUUGGCGAGACAGCGGCUACCCCGGCCGGGCCGGAUGCUAGCACGGAUGCUAGCACCUACCUCUGUGGCAACUCGCUUGGCCUGCAGCCCCGAAGGACUGCUCUGCGGCUCCAGCAAUACCUCAGCACCUGGGCCACUCAGGGUGUACAGGGUCACUUCAAGCCUCUAGAUGGCUCUCCGCUGCCGACCUGGCUCGAUGCCGAUGCCAAGGCGGCGAAGAUGAUAGCGCCGGUGGUCGGCGCCGAAGUGUCGGAGGUUGCCGUCAUGGAGACACUGACAGCUAAUCUGCACUUCUUGAUGUCGGCCUUCUACCGGCCCGACAUCAAGGGAAGGCACAAGAUCAUCCUAGAGAGCAAGGCUUUCCCGAGUGACCAUUUUGCUGUGGAGACACAAAUCCGGCAUCAUGGCCUGUCUCCCGAGAGCUCCAUGGUGACGAUUGAGUCUCAGACCGCUGCCAAGACCGCCAUGUCCACAGAUGACAUCCUGGCCGUCAUCGCCGCCCAUGCCGACACCACCGCCGUCCUGCUGCUGCCCGGCAUCCAGUACUACACCGGCCAGCUCUUGGACAUACCCACCAUCACGACCUUCGCCCGCAAGCACGGCAUCUUCGUGAUCUGGGACCUCGCGCACGCGGUCGGCAACGUGCCCCUGCACCUGCACGACUGGGACGUCGACGCGGCCGCCUGGUGCACCUACAAGUACCUCAACGGCGGGCCCGGUUGCAUCGGCGGCCUGUUUGUCCACGCGCGCAACAGCCAGGUGACCAGCGCGGCCGCCGACAAGAGGCCCGAGGAGGGCUACCCCAACCGUUUCGCGGGCUGGUGGGGCAACGACAAGUCUACGCGCUUCGUCAUGGCCACCAAGUUCCACCCGGCGCCCGGUGCCGCCGGCUUCCAGCUGAGCAACCCGAGCAUCCUGGACAUCACGAGCCUGUGCGCUUCGCUCGAGGUGUUUGAGCUCGCCGGCGGCGUCGGCGAGCUGCGGAAGAAGUCCCUUAAGCUGACCGCCUACCUGGAGACUUUGCUAAAUGAGAUGGCAGAGAAGAAUUUGUUCAAAAUCAUCACGCCUUCUGAUCCUCAGCAGCGAGGCGCACAGCUCAGUCUGCUCCUCGCAGAGUCCCUGCUCGAGCCGGUCAUGGAGAGUCUACAAGCAGAUGGAGUAAUCGUCGAUGAGAGGAGGCCAGAUGUGAUCCGGGUCGCACCAGCACCGCUGUACAACACAUUUGAGGACUGCGUCACCUUUGUUGAGGUGUUCGCUCGGGCUUUGAGGAAGGCUAACUCGUCAGAGAGCGGGUGA
This is a messenger RNA of Thyridium curvatum, 1440 nucleotides long. RefSeq lists its product as uncharacterized. Gene Ontology annotation, cellular component: cytoplasm. The transcript is spliced from 3 exons. Lineage: Eukaryota; Fungi; Ascomycota; Sordariomycetes; Thyridiales; Thyridiaceae. The record is from RefSeq and is a predicted model, not a curated record. Bases 1 to 1440 code for a protein of 479 amino acids. Gene Ontology annotation, molecular function: pyridoxal phosphate binding; kynureninase activity. Gene Ontology annotation, biological process: NAD+ biosynthetic process.